UAAGAGAUUAGGGUUCAGUACUUUAAUAUACCAUCGCGCAAUCUCAAUUGAUCAGGAUAAUCGAUUCAAUCAAGCAGGCUACAGGGGAGGGGCAAUCAGGUUUGUUUGUUUGAUUUAUUUAUCCAAUUGUGAUUUGAAGUAUGAGACAAUCACUUUCUCUGUGAUCGUUUAAUUAUGCUAAUUCAUUUAAGUGAUCAGGCAGUCUUGAUUAUUUUAUUCGUUUAAUUGCAACUGGGUUUGUAAUCUCCUCGCAAGAAUGGGAAUCCUAGACUUUUCAUCAUCAUGGAACUUAUAAGCCAUGACCAGGUCAUAACCUGUGAGCUCAAAAACCUCCUGGACCAUCAUGUCACAUAGUCGUUCAAUGCUGCCACAAGGCAAAGACUGUAACCUGGCUAUCGGUUUGCCUGCGUAUUUGUAAGACUGUAGAGAACCCGCAGCUGUCGUUGGGGUUUCAUUAGGCAUAACGGGCUCGAAAUCUAUGAUCAAACUACCCGUUACCCGAUGGAUAAUCACAUAAAACGACUUCCCGGAUUUUUUACAGUGGACCAAAAUGGGAUUCAGCAAAGAUACCUCCCCAAAUUUUAUGGCUUUAAACAACGCAUUCGCGCUGGGACCGGACAAUACUGUUCUAACAUCUGUUCCUAUACCGAUAACUGGUUGAAGUAGCAUAGUGAUUAAAUUUGAAUACUGAACACAAGAACUUUUGAUAAUCAGAUAUAUAAAUUACACCAAGAUUAUUACAUAAAUCAAAUCAGAACUAUAUCUUUGAAAGUUGAAACUAAUAUUUGAAGCACCAGUUCUUCCCUUUUGAUUAACAGACUCUGCCACACCGCCAACUCGACACCGUAUCACGGUUCUGCUAAACUACUUGCUGAAACAUUCUAUUUGUUUAUCCAAUUCAAGUCCCAGACACAGCCGCCUUCACGCAUCGCGUACCGCCACUGUCGUUUCUAGUUCCUUCACUGCGUAAUUAUUGAGAGAUAAAAGAAGCUGAACCUGGCAAAAAGAAGGCGGAAGGCACGUGAAAAACAUGAGACUGUUCAGCAGAUGAUAAAGUCAACUGACAGCAAACGAAUCUCCAAAUCAAUCAAGAAAGCCAAUAUAUUGUUCAUGUCUAAGGUCUAGCGGAGCGAGCAACUUUCUUUUGUACAUGCAAGAUUUUCAAAAGUUACGUCACCAUCUGGACAGGGGAAUCAAUUCAAGGAUAAUUUUGCAAAUUCUUCUGCUCAAGAUUUGGAUUUUGCAAUGACAUUGGAUAAGAGCUGGACUAAAAUCACUAAUAAGGUAGAUCCAGUGUUCAUUAAUGGAGCGAUAGCUUUUGCAGAAAGGGGUAAAACAUAUGUUGAUAGUGAAGGUAGGAUACAUUGCCCGUGUAAAAAGUGUGUGAAUGCAAGAAGACAUGUUCCCACAGUCGUUGCUGAUCAUAUCAUCUAUAAUGGUUUUGAACCAUCAUACAAUGUAUGGAUUCAUCAUGGUGAACAUCUUCCGGGUUAUGAAAUAGAUGAUACAGAUAGUGACUAUGAAGAAAGUGAAAACGAAUCACAUGACGGUGUCAAUGAGUUAUUUGAUGAUGUUUUUCCUACGGGCGGCGAAACUGAAGCUGAAAACUUCAUGGACGGUGCCAAUCUACGUAAUAACCCAAAUGUGGAGAAGUUAUUUGUCGAUAUGGAGAAGCCUUUAUACCCCGGGUGUGAUGAGUUUUCUGUACUAGGCUUUUUACUAGAGUUGAUGAACGUGAAGGUAACAUGCAAAAUGACAAAUGUGUCAAUGGAUAUGAUUCUGAAUUUAUUUAGUCGGGCCCUCAAGGAUGCAAACUUGCCGAAGAACCAUUAUGAGGCGAAAAAGUAUUUACGUACUCUUGGACUAGGAUACGAAUCUAUUCAUGCUUGUAAACAUGAUUGUGCAUUAUUUUGGAAAGAAAAUGCAGAAUUACAAAAUUGCCCCGUGUGUGGCACUAGUCGUUAUAAGGAAAAUAGUAAAGGGAAGAAAAAACCGGUAAAAAUUUUGCGUUACUUUCCCAUCACAAGUAGACUUAAGCGCUUAUAUGCCUCAAGACACACUGCUAAGGAAAUGUUGCGGCACGAUAAAUACAGAACCAAAGAGGCGGGGGUUCUUAGACAUCCAGCAGAUGGAAAGGCAUGGAAACACUUUGAUACAAUGUUUCCUGAUUUUGCAAAGGAUCCCAGAAAUGUUCGCUUAGGGCUUGCAAGUGAUGGUUUCAAUCCGUUUGGUGCAAAGAGUCUUUCCUAUAGUAUGUGGCCUGUUGUGCUCAUACCAUACAAUAUGCCUCCUUGGAAGUCUAUGGUCGAUGCUUCAUUUAUGUUGAUAUUCCUGGAAGCGAUUCACCAGGUAAUGAUAUUGAUGUAUUUUUGCGUCCACUAAUAGAUGAGUUGAAACUUCUAUGGGAUAAGGGUGUUGAAACAUAUGAUUGUGAAUCAAAACAGAAAUUCAACAUGCGUGUUGCACUUCUAUGGACAAUUAAUGAUUUUCCUACGUACGGUUAUUUGUCUGGAUGGAGCACGAGUGGAUAUAAAGCAUGUCCAAUAUGCAAUGAAGAUGCGAGCAGUAUACGUUUACGAGAUAGAAUAGGAUAUGUAGGUCAUAGGCGAUUUCUCCUGACCGAUCACUCUUGGAGGAAAGCACGAGAUUUUAAUGGACAGGGAGAGACUAGGCUUGCACCUAAAAUUGUCAACGGAGAUGAUUGCUUACAUCAGUUGAAACAUCUCCCUAUACAUCAGCAUGGAAAACAUCCGGAUCAUGUAGGUAAAAAGAGAAAACGAAACUCACAUGAUAUAAAUUGGUCAAAGAAAAGCAUCUUCUUCCAACUCCCAUAUUGGCCUAAGUUAUUGAUUCGUCACAACAUUGACGUGAUGCAUGUGGAAAAAAAUGUGUUUGAGAAUGUGUUGGGAACCCUAUUAAACAUAAAAGGAAAGACGAAAGACACUGACAAAGCCCGACUAGAUUUGCAAGAUAUGAACAUACGUAAAGAGCUUCACUUGGUUAGAAAGAAUGAUCAUUGGGUUAAACCACAUGCUUUGUAUGUUUUAACUCGAGAUGAGAGAAAACAAUUUUGUAAUUUACUUAGCUCUGUGCGUUUCCCAGAUGGGUAUGCUGGAAAUUUAGCUGAAAAUGUGAUUGCUGAGCAAGGUAAGGUACAUGGGCUAAAAUCACAUGAUUGUCAUGUCUUAAUACAACGCCUAAUUCCUAUUGCAAUCCGUCCCUUUAUGACAAAACAGAUUCGUGAGGCAUUAAUGGAGUUGUCUCAGUUUUUCAAGAAACUUACUCAAGUCACAUUACACGUGAAUGAGUUGGAAGCGUUGCAAGAAGAUGUAGUUAAGAUUUUGUGCAAGCUUGAACGUAUAUUUCCCCCAUCAUUUUUUACAGUUAUGGUGCACUUGUGUGUGCAUCUUCCUAAAGAGGCAAUUUUGGGAGGACCUGUACAAUCGAGGUGGAUGUAUCCAAUCAAAAGAUACCUUGGCCAUUUAAAAAAAUAUGUUAAAAACUUAGCUAAACCCGAAGGCUCGAUAGCAGAAGGUUAUGUUGUUGAAGAAGCUAUAACAUUUUGUUCACACUAUUUACGAGGUGUUGAAUCCAAGUUAGACAAACGUGACAGAAAUGGUGACAAAACCUCUAGUGACGCUCAAAGUUGUGCGUUGGAUGUUUUUAGAUUGAAUGGUCGAGGUAUUGGGAAGAAAGAAGUACAUAUCCUUCCUAGUAAUCUUAUGAAAAAAGCAAUAUGGUUUAUCUUCAACAAUUGUCAAGAGGUUCAGCCGUACUUAGAAGAAGACUUGCGGUUUUUACAAAUGCAACAUCCGGAAUCAUCAAAUUUUUACGAGAUGCAACAGUCUACAUUCUCGACUUGGUUUGCAAAACGGAUUCAAGAGAUGUAUGCGCUAAAUCCAUCUCAAAUUAAUGAAGAGUUAUAUGCAUUGUCUUGCCUUCCUGAUAAUCGAGUAUCAUCACACAGGGGUUAUAUCGUGAACGGGGUAAAAUUUAUAGUUAAGUCAAAUGAUGACGGUAGACAAACACAAAAUUAUGGAGUUAUGGUACCGGGCGUUCAUAAUGAUAUCGAAGAUGACUAUUAUGGAUUUCUUGAUGAAGUCAUUGAAUUGUCAAUUAUAAGAGGUUAUCGUAUUAUAUUAUUCAAAUGCACCUAGUUUGAUACUGAUCGUCGAAGAAAGAACGUGAUAUUUGAACCUCAUUUUAUAAGCAUAGACACGUCUCGACAUGCUUACAAGGAGGAUCCUUUCAUCUGUGCAGACCAGGCUAAACAAGUGUUUUAUAUAAAUGAUCCACUUAAACCAAAUUCACAAUGGAAAAUUAUUGAAAGAAUUACCCACAGACACUUGUGGGAUAUUCCAGAAGACAAGAAUGCAGAAGAUUUGUUAGAAGAUGUCAACCUUCACCGUAAAGAUGUUGAAGAAGAAAUUGUUGAAAACGUUGAUGUUGAUGGCACUAUAGAUGAUUUUAUCAAAGACAAGCUAGAUGAUUCUAUCAUAGCAUGGAAGAUUUUGGUUCAAAGUCAAAUCUGGAUGAUUCAGACGCUGAUAAACCCAAUAAUGAAAUGGAAAAUGAUGAGUCAGACGAUGAUGAUUGGUAAAAGUAGAAGUAUCAAGAAAGGAAUUACAUUGAAGGAAAAAGUAGAAGUAUCAAGAAAGGAAUUAUAGAAGGAUGAAUUUGGAAGAAGCUUAUCUUAGAGGCUUGUGCUACUUGGACUUAUGAAGGUUGUUGAUAUGUUGUAGUAGGUUAAUUUGGAUGCUAAUGAUCUUAUUUUGUACUUUGUUGAACUUUGAACUUGUUUUA
Molecule: messenger RNA, 4803 nt
Organism: Helianthus annuus (common sunflower)
Lineage: Eukaryota; Viridiplantae; Streptophyta; Magnoliopsida; Asterales; Asteraceae
Exons: 10
Coding region: 2454-4157 (567 amino acids)
Source: RefSeq, a predicted model, not a curated record